Carassius auratus (goldfish) is the source of this 1402-nucleotide messenger RNA. Its product is annotated as pulmonary surfactant-associated protein D-like. The record is from RefSeq and is a predicted model, not a curated record. NCBI's taxonomy places the organism in Eukaryota, Metazoa, Chordata, Actinopteri, Cypriniformes, Cyprinidae. The transcript is spliced from 3 exons. The coding region runs from base 211 to 564 and encodes 117 amino acids.
UUCUGACCAAUGGAAUAGCAGGUUUGCAAUAUGACAAAAAACUGUUUGUGCACAUUAAGUUUUCUCAAACACAGAGACUGUUCGUGGUCACCAGGUGCUGAAGUACUUGAAGGACCAUGCUCUUUCCCACACAGAUCUGUAUGCUUUUUCUAAUUGUAUUGGUCAACGUUGCAGAGUAGGGUGUUUCUGGAAAAAAUACCGGCUGUGUGUAUGGUCACCCCGGGAUCCCUGGAGACCCAGGACACAAUGGAAUGCCAGGACAUGAUGGCAGAGAUGUGGCCAAAGGAGAUGGAGGUAAUAUGGGAACAUGCGGCACAGCUGGUAAAGAUAGACCAAAAGGAUAACCUGGUUGGUGCUUUUUCAGGCGUUCCUGACAUAGCCAGUGCAAAGGGGAAGAGUGGAGACAAUGGAGAAAGGGGUUUACCUGGUAAUAUGGGGCCCCAAGGCUUACCAGGGCUACUGGAUUUAAAAGGUCGGAAGGGAGAACUAGCUUUGCCAGGACUACAGGGCAUCAAAGGGGAUGAUUUUUCACCUACCAUAUCACUGUGUACUCUCGCAAUGUAAAAGUGGUCCUGAUGAAGAAUGGUCAGUGAGUGAUCUACAUUAUGGACAGUAAAGUGGUCAGGACCAGGUGGCAGGAGGAGCAGUCCUAGAAAGGGAAACUGAAGACAAAGCGUGGUUGCAAGUGGCCGAUAAAUGGCUAUUUAAUGGGUUAUAUGCAGAUGAAGAUGACAACACUGCUUUUUCUGGCUUUCCCCUCUGCUGUGUAUGGGAAUUUCACGGUGCAAAAUCAAGCUUUGAAAAAAAAAAAUUCACUAAAUGGUGUCAUCAUAAUUUUCUGUAAAAUAUAAUUCAUUGUUUAGGCUUCUUAACAUCACUAUAACUAGGCUGAGAUUCCUGUAGCUUAAUGUCAGCAUGAAAUAGCAGCUGAGAUUGUUUUCCUCCCAUGUGGAGUGUUGUAUGGAUAAUGCAUUUUUUGUAGGCCAAAACACAAAAACUAGGUAGCAUUUUAGCACUUCAGGUUCCAUUAUCUUGUUAAUGGGAAAAAAGCUAAAAGGGAUCCUGUUAUUCUAUAGCAUAAAAUGCAUCAGUAAUAAUCAAAGACUAUAGAAUACUUCAAGCUAUGUGAAGCUUAAAGCUAUGCUAAAAAUGGUCCAAUCUCCAUAAAACUUUUCAUGCUUGUUUAGAAUCACCUGUUGCAUGUGCUGACCUAAUUACGUUUCGUUUAGGAUUUGUAAUUUUUUGGGGUAUAUUUAGUCAUGUCCCUUAUCUAAACGACACUGUUAUAGCUACCUAAAAGGGCAAAGUUCAACAUUAUUCACCUAGAGAGUACAGAGAAUUGUACUGUAGUGUUUCUUUUCUUUUUCUUUUUUCUUUUUUAAGAUUUAGUAAAAGCCCUAGG